Mus pahari (shrew mouse) is the source of this 2084-nucleotide messenger RNA. It is a transcript of the gene Sgta, whose product is annotated as small glutamine rich tetratricopeptide repeat containing alpha. Gene Ontology annotation, biological process: post-translational protein targeting to endoplasmic reticulum membrane. Gene Ontology annotation, cellular component: membrane; TRC complex. The record is from RefSeq and is a predicted model, not a curated record. Lineage: Eukaryota; Metazoa; Chordata; Mammalia; Rodentia; Muridae. Gene Ontology annotation, molecular function: molecular adaptor activity; protein binding. The transcript is spliced from 12 exons. The coding region runs from base 183 to 1127 and encodes 314 amino acids.
GCACUUGAGCGCAUGCGCAAAAGAAAAAUGCACAGGAAAUGGGUUUUUUUUUCUGCGCAGGCGUCUUGGUCCUGAGGGCGGGGCUUGGCUGCGCCGCGGUGCGCAGGCGCAGCCGUCGGUGGGUCGGGUCUUCGGUCGACUGAGAGAUCCUGAGCAAGCAGUGUCACCUCACCAGUCUCGAGAUGGACAACAGGAAGCGCCUGGCCUAUGCCAUCAUCCAGUUCCUCCAUGGCCAGUUGCGGCACGGUGGGCUCUCGUCUGACGCCCAGGAGAGCCUAGAAGUUGCCAUCCAGUGUCUGGAGACAGCCUUCGGGGUGACGCUGGAAGACAGUGACCUUGCUCUCCCCCAGACCCUGCCAGAGAUAUUUGAAGCAGCCACUGCCAGCAAGGAGAUGCCACAGGACCGGCGGGCCCCUGACAGAACACCACCCUCUGAGGAGGACUCAGCUGAGGCAGAGCGCCUCAAAACAGAAGGUAAUGAGCAGAUGAAGCUGGAGAACUUUGAGGCGGCUGUGCACCUCUACGGCAAGGCCAUUGAGCUCAACCCUGCCAAUGCUGUCUAUUUCUGUAACAGAGCUGCAGCCUACAGCAAGCUGGGGAACUAUGUGGGGGCCGUGCAGGACUGUGAGCGCGCCAUUGGCAUCGACCCUGGGUAUAGCAAGGCCUAUGGCCGCAUGGGCCUUGCCCUGUCCAGCCUGAACAAGCAUGCGGAGGCUGUGGCGUACUACAAGAAGGCCCUGGAGCUGGACCCUGACAACGACACAUACAAGUCCAACCUCAAGAUUGCAGAGCUGAAGUUACGGGAGGCGCCGAGCCCUACGGGCGGCGUGGGCAGCUUAGACAUCGCUGGCCUGCUGAACAACCCACACUUCAUCACCAUGGCUUCAAGCUUAAUGAACAGCCCCCAGCUACAGCAGCUCAUGUCGGGCAUGAUCUCUGGAGGCCAUAACCCUCUGGGCACGCCAGGCAGCAGUCCGCAGCAGAGUGACCUGGCCAGCCUCAUCCAGGCGGGCCAGCAGUUUGCACAGCAGAUGCAGCAGCAGAACCCAGAGUUUGUGGAGCAGAUCCGGAGCCAGGUGGUGCGCAGCCGGACGCCCAGCGCCAGCCACGAGGAGCAGCAAGAGUGACACGCUGACCCGAGUGUCCCUUCGCUCUGCGGCUUCCUGGUGUUUUAGCAUUUUCUCCGUUGGACAGCUCGAGAGAGAAACUGGACCUGCAUGUUAAGACGGACUCAUCCCCGCCUUGUGUUUUCCUUCAUCCCUCCCCCUCUGUUUUGUACUCUUACUGGCCCCUCACCUCCCUGGAAGAGUCUACAGAAGAUGGCACAGCAGCACCAGUUCCUCCAGCCACCUAGGAAGCUUCAGGGAGGGGGUGGGGUGAGUGUGAGUCACUGCGUGACAGCCUGGGCCCUCAGGUCUCAGGCCCCACCCUGAUGGGUCCUCCUAAAGGGACUUGAGAAGCUGACUCUCAUCCCCCUGGGAAGUGUCCACUGCCAGCCCCAGCUGGGCGCCAGCGUUCCACGCCCACACCGGAUUGCAGGUCCCAGCAGGUGCCCUUGCCUGCCUUAUUCCAGUGGCCUGUGCCACAUAGGACUGAGGCCUGUGACUUCUGCCCAGCGUGUGGACCAUCCGUGUCUCUUCUUUCCAGCUUCCCCUCNGUCUUCACAGCCAUCAGCCAANCCUAAUUCUGUGUCCAGUCCAGCACCAUCCUCAGCCCGGCAGCAGACAUGGAUGUUGACCCAUCUAUGUCACCCUGUCCCUGAUCUCAUGGGAAUUCAGUGUCUGGGGUUGGCAGGGAGUUUCGGGGUAUCGGCGCUGAAAUAGUCACCAGGACCGUCCUUGUUGGGGUCAGUCUGUCCAGUGAUGGUGUGGAUGUCCCCACACCCAUUCUUGGCCCUGGGAACAGGUGGUGAGAUCACAGGACAGCUGAACCCUUGGAGGGGUCAUGAUGGCAUCAGGCUGCGGCAGAUAGUGUCAGAGGUGUGUGUGUGUGGUAGGUAGCCAGUAGGAUGAUGGGCCCUGAGGGCAGCAGCACCCCCUUGGGUACAGAGUGCCUGGGGAAUAAAGACAGUGAUGAUGCUCUGC